CUGACGUCACGGUGGGCGGACGGUUGGCUCGAGGCGGUUCCCCGAUGCUCAGCGGCCCCCAGGUGCCGUUGUGGACGCAGAGACGGGGACGUGAGCGGCCAUUGAGGGCGGCCAGGUUGCCAGUGAGUACCUCCCCCCCCCAUUUGCUUGGUGUGCGGUCUGAACUAAGAUGGGCUGAGCUUGGGUGGAGGACCACAUGGCGGGGCACAACAAGGAGAAGCAUUAUGAGUGCGACUUGUGUGGCAAGGUCAUGCAGCACCCGUACCUGCUGGAGAACCACCGGCGGGUGCACACAGGAGAACGCCCCUUCGAUUGCUCGGAGUGCGACAAGAACUUCCCCCGCCACAAAACCCUGCUGCGGCACUACCGCCUGCACUCCGGCGAGAGGCCCUUCGGCUGCUCCACCUGCGGCAAGAGCUUCAAGUCGUCAUCGGUCCUGGAGGUUCACAGGCGCCUGCACACCGGAGAGCGGCCCUACGUCUGCAGCGACUGUGGCAAGAGCUACACCCGCUCCAACAACCUACAGCAGCACCAGCGCACCCACACCGGCAACCCCAGGCCCUUCAGCUGCUCCGACUGCGGCAAGGACUUUAAGAGGGCGUAUGACCUGAUGGUCCACCGGUGGGUGCACACAGACGAGAAGCCCUAUGGCUGCUCCACCUGUGGCAAGAGCUUUGCCCGGUUGUCGGGGCUACAACGGCACCGGGGGAUGCACAGCGAUGAGCGGCCCUUCACCUGCUCCGACUGCGGCAAAGGCUUCAAGUCGUCCUCGCAACUGAAGGUGCACAGGCGCCUGCACACAGGGGAGCGGCCAUACACCUGCAGCGAUUGCGGCAGGAGCUUCACCCGCUCCCAUCACCUGCGUGAGCACCAGCUCACCCACACUGGCGAGCGCCCCUACACCUGCGCCCAGUGCGGCAAGGGCUUCACCUGCUCCACCAAGCUGCUGUCCCACCAGCGGGUGCACGACGAUGACGACUGUCCCUUCCCCAGCCCAGUGUGUGAGGAGCACUUUGCCAUGGCCUCCCCCGCCCUGUCUCUGCAGCAUCAGCCUUACGACUGCCCGUACUGCGGUGAGGAGUUUGACAGCACGUGGGGGUUGCGGCAGCACCGGCGGGCCCACGAGCUGCUCCCACUGCAGAGAGCAUCUGAAGAGCGCACGGAGGCUGCGGGAGUACCAGCGGAUACACAGACCAUGAUGGAGAAGGUGAGGACAGACUCUACGGUGGCAGAAUAAAACUGGACCAUCAUUGCUUG
Amblyraja radiata (thorny skate) is the source of this 1257-nucleotide messenger RNA. Its product is annotated as zinc finger protein 239-like. Bases 197 to 1237 code for a protein of 346 amino acids. Gene Ontology annotation, molecular function: DNA-binding transcription factor activity, RNA polymerase II-specific; RNA polymerase II transcription regulatory region sequence-specific DNA binding. The transcript has 2 exons. Gene Ontology annotation, cellular component: nucleus. NCBI's taxonomy places the organism in Eukaryota, Metazoa, Chordata, Chondrichthyes, Rajiformes, Rajidae. Gene Ontology annotation, biological process: regulation of transcription by RNA polymerase II. The record is from RefSeq and is a predicted model, not a curated record.